AAACACAGCCAAAACAUCAUAGGACAAGAACAUAGAUCAGGUUCAACCUUGAAAAAACAACUUUAAUUUUCAACUUGAAGUGUUUGUGUACUUAUUUUCUUAUACCCUAAAGAGUAAAUAUGGUGAAAUCGAAUAUGGAAAAAAUUGCGGUGGAAAGAAGUGAUUCUUCAUUGUAUAGAGGAGUAAGGAAGAGAAAGUGGGGGAAAUAUGUGUCAGAAAUCAGGCUGCCAAACAGCCGCCAGAGAAUAUGGUUAGGUUCCUAUGACUCCGACGUGAAGGCGGCACGUGCAUUCGACGCAGCUAUGUUUUGCUUACGUGGCAGUGGUGCUAAGUUUAAUUUUCCUAAUGAUCCUCCGGAGAUUGCCGGAGGAAGGUCCAUGACACAUUCUGAGAUUAAGACCGCGGCAGCCCGUUUUGCCAAUUCGGGUCAAGUCAAUAAUGAGUAUUCGGGGCAACCCGAUAAUUCUACGAUCGAAACACCGUCUUGGUCACAGGGAACGACAUUCCUGCCAAUGGAUGGUGUUUCAACAUGUUAUACUCAGGUUGAAACACCAUCUUUAUUGGAGGGGACGACAACAACAUUGUUGUCGUCUCCUGCUCUAUCUGAUGUGACGGUUCAAACCGAUAGUGAUUUAGGAGAAAACGGGUUGUGUAAGGACUUGUUUUCAGAAACCGGGUUGGGUUACACUAUGUUUCCGGGUUUUUAUGAUUUUUGUGGCGAUUUUUAUGUGCCGGAGUUGACAAAUUUUGCUUAUGAAGAAGAGAACAUGGAUGGGUUGAUAAUACAAGAUUCAUUCUUAUGGAAUUUCUAAGUAAUUUCAUACGGUUGAGGAUAGUUUUAGUAUAUCCGAAAAUACUGACAAGAACUGGAUCCACAAUUCGGGUUUGGUUGCCAAUGUUUUGCCGUGAGAUUUUAAGUUGUAAUAUUUUGUGGAUAUAUGAAAUGAAUCAUGAAACAAUGUAAAGUGAUCUUUUUUAAGAUCACUAAAUGGCACCUUCUUUAAUAUGUAAAAGGAUAAGAUUUUUUUCGGUCAAA
Medicago truncatula (barrel medic) is the source of this 1036-nucleotide messenger RNA. RefSeq names its product ethylene-responsive transcription factor ERF018. The record is from RefSeq and is a predicted model, not a curated record. Gene Ontology annotation, biological process: regulation of DNA-templated transcription. NCBI's taxonomy places the organism in Eukaryota, Viridiplantae, Streptophyta, Magnoliopsida, Fabales, Fabaceae. The coding region runs from base 120 to 812 and encodes 230 amino acids. The transcript has a single exon. Gene Ontology annotation, molecular function: DNA-binding transcription factor activity; DNA binding.